Danaus plexippus (monarch butterfly) is the source of this 2522-nucleotide messenger RNA. RefSeq names its product transcription factor kayak (gene Atf3). Gene Ontology annotation, molecular function: DNA-binding transcription factor activity, RNA polymerase II-specific; RNA polymerase II cis-regulatory region sequence-specific DNA binding. The record is from RefSeq and is a predicted model, not a curated record. The coding region runs from base 681 to 1859 and encodes 392 amino acids. Lineage: Eukaryota; Metazoa; Arthropoda; Insecta; Lepidoptera; Nymphalidae. Gene Ontology annotation, cellular component: nucleus. Gene Ontology annotation, biological process: regulation of transcription by RNA polymerase II. The transcript is spliced from 6 exons.
UACCGCGCGGUACAGUGGCCGGCGAGCGCCCCGCACUCACGUGUGUCGCGAAUCGACUUCCCCGGUGGUUGCCGACUUACAUCAACAUUUCAUGGUGUUUUCCAACAGUUCAUUGGUGCUAAUUCGUGCCGGGCGUUAAGGAAACAUUCGAGGGUCCACCGGAUAGAGCGUGCCUAUUUUCGGUGCCGCUCAUAAAAAUUAUAGGUGUUUUCGGCGGAUGCGAUGAAUAAAUUUUGCAAAUCGAGUCUGUGUGUCGAAAAGGUUCGUGAUAGCUAUGUUUUGAUCGGACGGCGUGUUGUGCCGGGCGGUGCGGAUACAUUUCGGCCAUCUCUUCUGCCGAUAACUGUGAAGCUACGGCAGUGUUGCCAAUUUUCCGCCCUUGGAUGACUCCAAUACCAUUUGUAUUGGAGUCAUAAACAGAAAUUAGAUCCAGAUGCUCCUGCUGAUGCUGUUAUAUGCUUAGGUGUGACAUUGUAAUGAGCGUUACCAUCCCGUGAAGAUUUCUUGACGGAAGACUCAAGUGCCAUUGAGAACCAGUUUACCACAACAGUGAUAUUUAGUAUAGGUGAUAAUUAUAGUGCGCUACCGUGAUAUAGACUUAGUGUUAAUGUUUUAAAGAAACAGUUUUGUUCAUAAAAAGUAACGAGAAAGAAGCGAAACUGGCUCCCUAUAAGGAUAUAAUGAACUCGACGAGCAUUAGCUCAGCAGUGCCGACAAUUAAAUGUGAGGAUACGUCUCCGUCGCCGACAGCCGCCGUUGGUACUGACGGAGAGUCAGGGGCAUAUCUUAGUGUUAACGUCAACCUGAGCACUGCCAUGAUGAACCUCCUCGCUGCGGAAGGCGCCAACACCACACUGCGCACCCCAGAAAUCGUCAACGACCUGAUCACCAUGUCAAACCCCAUGGACCAAUAUAACUACGACAAAAAUUCUAGCUUCAAGAAUAGCAAUGACUCGAACUCUUCAAUGUCAAACAGCUCGUCGGCUACUUCACCAGCCUCCGGGACCCCGCCCAGCAUACAAAAGACUUGCUCGGAACUGAUUAAGGCCGGUUUGAAGUUGUCCAUAGAGUCGAAAAGGAAAAUGUCGGGAAGCGACACGGAUGUCGGCAUCAAGAGAAUGAAGAAGGAGGAGAGCGAUGAUGAUUACGACAGCAGUCAUACCCAGGUGUCUAGAAACGAGCUGACACCAGAGGACGAGGAGAGGAGGCGUCGGAGAAGAGAAAGAAACAAAAUAGCAGCUACCAAGUGCAGGAUGAAGAAGAGGGAACGAACAGUGAACCUCGUUAAUGAAAGUGAAGUGCUCGAAAACCAGAAUAUUGACCUCAAGGCGCAACUUAAGGAUCUCGAAGUUCAGAAGCGACAGUUGCUAGACAUGUUAUCGCAACACGCGUCCUCCUGCGUACGGAACAACACUAACGCGAGAACGUCGCCAAACUUCAACAUGAUGAGGACGUUCGAAUCACCGACAACAUUCCCCGUCAACUACGACGCCCACUCGCCCUACAUACGACCAGAAUCAGCCAACAUACUAGCCUCGAGCUACACGUGUGCCACCCCACUCAACGAGACCAUAGACACUAUGUCUUUAGACGCGGCCUACAUGACGCCGCAGAACAUAGACGUCGAAUACAACAGACCCGACAGCGUCAUCAGUCUGCCCCCUAAUUCCGACAGUUACAUCACCACGGAUGGAUACCUGCCAAAAGCCACAGCGAUCCUAGGUCCGAUCGAACCGGAAACGGAAUACUAUGACAAUGAGAUCAAUUACGUCACCCAACAAUGUCACAGUUACCCCAACAACAUACAGGACUCACAACAGAAGUUAAACAACAGUCUGAACGACGGCUGUCUGGUCUAAACUUUCGCCUCCAUCAUGAAUCGGGUCCAAAAAUUAUUCUCAUCUGUAUACGUUUUAAUAUUUCGAUCUAUAAAUUUAUCAGCUAAUUUAUUUUGAGUGUCCGAACUAAAAAAAUAUAUAUAAAAUUAAUGUCCGAUGUGUUUAGAUCUUUCUUGCUUGUCACGUCAGUCGGAGAAAGGUAUUAUUUCGAAAAGUAAUCGUAUGUCUACUGUGUAGAACAACAACGUAGAGUAGUGAAAGAGCCCGUGACAAUGUUGCGUGUUAUUAUUAAAAGCUGGAAAUAAUUUGACAGUUGCCGUGAUGCGGCUCGAUGUGUCACAUCAUAACUUUUAAUUUAUUCGUUUUUUAAUAUUUCAAGUGUUGUGAAAUAAUAGGAAUCACCGUUAUCGAUUAAUUUUCAAUAGGGCUGUUAAACAGUCGAUAGUUAGGUAGGUACAUAUUAUAUUAUUUUAAAUCGUAGUUAUUAACCCUAACAAUACAGCAUUCGUUAUAAUUUGUAAGUUCUAUAAUUUUGCUUUGAUUUGUACAAAAUAUUUUAUUUUUAGAUCUGAUUAUUUAAGCGGUGGUGCAAUUGUUGGAUUUGUUAAUGCAUUCGCUACAACUGUCACCUGUCACCUGUGUCUAGUCGCCAUUAAUGACGCCAAAUCAAAAAAAAAAAAACAA